AUGGAAAUUUUAAAAGUAUUUGGUUCUACUAAUUUAAACAUUACAAGUUUACAAGUUAUUAGGAAAGAUUGUGAUGAGUUAUUUGAUAGUAAGUUGGUUUUGGGAUUUGAAGAUGGAUCUAUUGAAAUAUUUAAUAAUUUUAAUGAUGAAUCCUCUAAUAAAUACAAAUUACAUAGAAAGAAAAUUACAUCAAUUGAAUAUUUUAAAGAUAAUAAAGUUUUAAUAGGAUCAUUAGAUGGAUCAUUUUCUACUCUAGAUUUGGAUAUUUAUACUGAGAAAAUCACUCAUAUUAAUUCAUCCAUAUGCAAGGCUUUUUAUAAUAACAAUUUGAUAUUUUGUGCUUGUAAUGAUAGAACUGUUAGAAUUUUUGAUAAUUUAAAGUUGAUUGAUCAGAUUGUUUUUAAAGACUUUAUUAAAGACAUCUUUAUUAAAGGUGAAGAGUUAUUUGUUAUACUGAAUAGUGGUCAAGCUUUACUAGUUGAUUAUAAAACUAAAGUUGAACGAGUUUUUUCAGAGUUUAAAAAGUUUAGAAAUUUAGUUGUUAAUCUUAAUUACUUAUUAAUUCAUUGUAGUAGAAAAGUUUUUAUUUAUGAAAUUGGAAAAACUUUUAAGUUUAUCAGAUCAAUUGAUACUGAUGAAAAUAUUAGAAGAGUUGAUAUCUGUAAUAAUAGUGGAAGGAUUGUUAUGUUUGGCAAAAAUAAUUCUGUUGAAAUGGAAGACAGUGGGAAACAAAUGAAUUUUUUUCAUAAAAAUGAGAUUAUUGACAUAAAGGUUAUUAAUGAUGAAGUAUUUACACUCUCUAAAGAUAAGUUGUUGAUAUGGUCAUUUAAUAAAGAUGAGUUGUUUAUUACAACCAAGAUUGAUUUAGUUGGUGGUAUUUGUUUUGUUGUUGUGGGCGAUGAAAUUGUUAUAGGAACGGAUUCUAAUUUAAUUUCUAUAAAUAGAAAUUCAUUUGAUAAAAAUAUUUUAUUAGAAAAUAAAAUAUACUCUUUAGCAGUAAAUAAGAAUCACAUAGCAGUUUGUUCUAAAGAAAUAAUAUUUUACAAUUUUGAGUGGAAGGAAGUUAAUAGACUUACACCUAAAGAUACCGUUACUUAUUCAUCAUUUUAUGGAACUAAUUUAUUUGCUUUUUCUUGUAUGGAUUCUAAAAUUUAUGUUUAUUCAUAUCCAAAUUUGGAUUUAAAAUUUACCCUUUAUGGCCACUCAUUACCAAUUAGAUCAUUUAAGUUUUCACCUGAUGGUACUUUAUUGACCUCUUGUGGCGCCGAUAAGUUAAUUAAAGUUUGGGGUAUGGAUUUUGGUGAGUGUAGGAAAACAUUUAUUGGUGAUUCAUUAAAUGUUGAGUAUGUUGAUGAUGAAUUGUUUCUUUAUUAUAAUGAUGGAAUUAUCUAUAAUAGGAAAUUUUCCAAAUUAAGAAAAUAUAAAUCAUAUGAAAGAGGAUUGAUUGCUGUUAAUGAUGAUUUUAUGAUUUUUACGACUAAUCAGGGAUUGGCUUAUUACUCCAUUGAUGAGGCUGGAUUAAUAGAAGGGGAAGAAGAUGAUGAUGAAUUUGAUAAAGUUAUAUUAAAAGAAGGAUUGAUUAUAGAUUUAAAGGGGUAUGAACGAUUUGUAGGUUAUUUAGAAAAUAUUGAAGAGAAUAGUAACAUACUUAAAGGUGAAUUUUAUAAUUUUCUAGUAGGUUUAGACUUAUUAGAAGUUCUUAAUUAUAUUUCAUUACUUGAUGUCAUUAGUAUAAAAAUUAUAUUAAAGGAAUUAGAAGAAAACAUAGAUGUGAACAUAAUAUUUAAUACACGUGUGUUUAUUAAAUUAUAUGAAUACCACGAGGAAAUAGUUAAAUCUUAUGAAAAUUAUGAACAAAUUAAAAUAGGAUUAAUUGAAUGUGUAGGCAAAAUUAGGAAUAAAACGGGUGAAUUAUGUUUUAAAACUAAAAUGUUUACUAAUUUUAUAGAAUAA
Messenger RNA from Hepatospora eriocheir, 1953 nucleotides. NCBI's taxonomy places the organism in Eukaryota, Fungi, Microsporidia, Hepatosporidae. The record is from the annotation of a GenBank genome assembly.